GAUGGACCCUUAAAUAGAUCAACCUGAAGCUGUCGGUGUUUCAGAGCUGUACGAGAAUCAGUAUUUGACAGCAAAAUAUUUAAACAAGGGCUAUUUCUGUUCCAGAGGAGCAGCAAUGGCUGAUGUCUUCAGAGGCCUAAACCUCCUUGAGACCCUUAAAGAGUCUAUUGAGAGCAACAGGUUAUCAGAUGUCAAGGAAGCAGUGGAAGACCUCCUUAUCAGCAGGAUCAACUUGGCUGUGGUGGGGGACCGCGGGGAAGAAAAAGCCUCCUUUAUGAACUCCCUCCGUGGUCUCGGGGCUGAUGAUGAGGGAGCAGCUCCAGCUUCAUCUCCUGUUGCUCCAGAGGGAGUAGCAGGCUACCCUAACCCUAAACACCCUGACUUCCGCCUGUGGGACCUGCCACCUGUCCCAGACAUAUCCCCAUUUGAACCAGAGGGAUACAUGGAUAGCUAUAAGUUCCUCCGCUACAAUGCGGUCUUUAUGACAUCCACACAGACAGUCCAACCCAACAGUGUGGAGGUUUUCUUGGAGGCGCUUUCCCUGCAGCGACAGACUGUGUACUUUAUUGUCUUAGCUUCAGUGGAAGACUCAGAAAAGAUCCUGGAAGAAAAAAGGAAAGCCAGUCUGGAAGUGCUGAAAUCCAAAGGUGUGGCACAGCCUAAAAUCUAUCUUGUUCGACCAUCCAUGCUGGAGAAGUCAGACUUUCCUAGUCUGUUAGCAGAUAUGAGUAACGACCUUCCAGAGAUCCGAGCACAUGCCCUUGUCUUAGCUUUACCAACGCUCACCUCGGCCCUGGUUACUCAAAAAAAGGAAGCAUUCAAAGCUUUAGUAUGGGCAGGUGCCUCACUGUCAGGUGGAGUGUCAGCUAUUCCUGUUCCCUUUGUGGCAUCUAUAGUGGACUCAAGCAUAGGAGUGCGGAUCUUGACCAAAGCACAGUUAUCUCUUUGCCUGGAUGAUGAAUCAGUGGAGCGACUAGCCCAACAGCGAGGCAUAGAACCUACUAAACUUAAAGAGUUACGAAACUGUGCACUGUCGGUGGAGGUCAGCAAAGGUGAAGUGAAAAGGCGGCUGGCAGUGGCAGAGAAGGACUUGGCCACAGUUUCAUCAAAGCUGCUGGAGAUGGCGAUGCCUAGAAAUGCCCGUUCUGUCAGCCGCUCCUUUGCUGCUAUGCUGCAAGCCUUAAACGGUGCUAUUGAUGAGAUGGCAGCCGAUGCUCAGAACAUACUGGCAGCUGCUCUCAGAGAGGGGAAGUGAGGUCAAAGGUUUUUCUCUAUGUGUAAUGUUCAAAAGCAUGUUUUUGCUUUUAACACAAAAGUAUAUGUCAGUGCUGUGUGAACAUGCAUUCUGCAAAUAAAUGCUAAGUACUUUAAGCUUCUCUGUGACUGUUUAAAAACCCAAACAAACAAAAAAUCCUUGUUCACAUAACAGUACGUGUUGGCAAACUGUCUUCAAGUAGGUAGGUGGGUUUUAGAAUUACAACAUUGUUUUGUUUCAGUGCUAACUCCAUGUUUGCUAGAUGCAGCCCUCCUCGGUUGACUCAUCUCACCUCGCGCUACUGCCAGCUGAUUGGAGCUCCUGCUGUCCUGUCUGCUUGCUGCUUUCUUUCAUAGUUUGUUCUGCUUGUUCGGUAUCGGCUGCUGCGCUGCGGCUCGGUUCUGUUCUGCUGGUGUUCGUGUUUAAUUUGGGUUAAUUCCCAGUGUUUUAAUGAAUGAAUGCGGGGCUUUUAUGGCUCUUAUUUUGGUUGAUGUAUUUUGUUUACUUCUUCUGUUAUUUGGAAAUUUGUUUGUUUCUGAUUAGUUUGUUUAUUUAGUGUUUUGGGGUUUUUUUUUAACUUUUUUAAACUGUUUUUAUUGCUUUUCAGUAGCUGGAGGUCAUGGUGGUGGCAGUACUGGUGGCUUGGGUGGUGGUGUCCCCCUGCCCCCGUUCCUUCGUGGGUGCUGUGUUUCCCUGUGACUGUGGUUGUUCACUCAAGGGGGGAUUCCCUCCUCCCUUGCACUGGUCCCUGUCCCCAUUAGGGUUAGGGUUUUCUGUUCUUUAGCUUUUGUGUGCUUUAAUGCCUUAAAAUAAAAAUUGUAUUGCUUUUAACAACA
Molecule: messenger RNA, 2091 nt
Organism: Archocentrus centrarchus (flier cichlid)
Lineage: Eukaryota; Metazoa; Chordata; Actinopteri; Cichliformes; Cichlidae
Product: interferon-inducible GTPase 5-like
Exons: 2
Coding region: 116-1255 (379 amino acids)
Cellular component (GO): membrane
Molecular function (GO): GTP binding
Source: RefSeq, a predicted model, not a curated record